Messenger RNA from Alligator sinensis (Chinese alligator), 3673 nucleotides. RefSeq names its product homer scaffold protein 3 (gene HOMER3). The record is from RefSeq and is a predicted model, not a curated record. Gene Ontology annotation, biological process: regulation of store-operated calcium entry; G protein-coupled glutamate receptor signaling pathway. The coding region runs from base 782 to 1852 and encodes 356 amino acids. Lineage: Eukaryota; Metazoa; Chordata; Crocodylia; Alligatoridae. Gene Ontology annotation, molecular function: G protein-coupled glutamate receptor binding. Gene Ontology annotation, cellular component: dendrite; plasma membrane; postsynaptic density. The transcript is spliced from 11 exons.
UUUUGGGCUGUGGAAAAAACUUGCAGGGUUUAUCAGUCGCCUAGAGUAGAAGGGAGUGGGCAGCAUUGUUUAAAGGGAUUGCAAAAGCAGUGAAUAAUCCUGCUGCUGCUGCUGCUGCUGCUCUCCUCUCCUCCCCAUGCUGAAGGGAGGAAGGGAUCCUGCGAGCAGGAGAGAGGAGGACACUGCCUGCCGGAGGCUGCAACAUCUCAGCAGCAAAGUGUGCUCCAAAGUUCUUGGCCAAGGUCCCCUGGCCUGCCGCUCUCGGUGGGGAAGACCCCCUCCUCGGGAGGGUGUUCGGGACCUCACCCAGCCUCCUCCCCCACGCCCUCUGGGAUUAUAGGUCAUUUUGAACAAGCAACAAAACUAGCGGAUUUCAAAGUGAAAUUCCGGAGGAAAUUUAAAGAGCAUCCGGAUCCGGAGAAAGAGAGAAAGAAAGAGGAAGGGAAAAAUAAAUCAAACGUGGAGAGGAGCUAAGGCGGCCAAAGAGAAGCCCAAGAAGAAAGAAGCUGACACCCAGGCGGAGAUGGGUUUCUUUUGUGGAGAUGCUGCCUCCUUUCUCUCUCUGUCCUUUGUCUCGCUGCUGUGUUCCUCUGCUCCAGCCUUGACAAGGCUCGUGCUUCUCCGCUCUGGCUUCUGAGCUUGUCACACAAGAAAUGAAUCCCUGUGGAAGACAAACCGAAAGGGAGCCUCAGCCCCGCUAGGAGCCCUGAGAAGGAAGCUGCUGGAGGCGAGACGCAUGCUACCUUCGCUGCCUAACAGUCUGUCUAACCAUUGCUAACCAAUGUCAACAGCUAGGGAGCAGCCCAUUUUCAGCACCAGGGCCCACGUGUUCCAGAUCGACCCGGCCACCAAACGGAACUGGAUCCCGGCCAGCAAGCACGCCCUGACCGUCUCCUACUUCUACGAUGCCACACGCAACGUCUACCGCAUCAUCAGCGUGGGCGGCACCAAGGCCAUCAUCAACAGCACCAUCACCCCCAACAUGACCUUCACAAAGACCUCCCAGAAGUUCGGACAAUGGGCAGACAGCCGGGCCAACACAGUGUAUGGGCUGGGCUUCGCUUCAGAGCAGCAUCUCUCCCAGUUCGCAGAGAAGUUCCAGGAGGUGAAGGAAGCCGCCCGUUUGGCGAGGGAGAAGUCGCAGGAUAAAACGGAGCUGACCAAUCCCGCCCUGAACAUCACUUCUCACCAGGUGUUGCCCAGCCCUAUCAUCAGCUCCAAUGGGCCAGGAGAGGAGAAGCUGUUUCGGAGCCAGAGUGCCGACGUCGAGAUGACGACAGAGAAGGAGCGGCUGAAGAAGAUGCUCUCCGAGGGCUCGGUGAGCGAGGUCCAGUGGGAGGCCGAGUUCUUCACCCUCCAGGACAACAACAACAAGCUGGUGGCUGCUCUGCACGAGGCCAACGCCAGUGUGGACCAGUGGAAGAACCAGCUGGCCGCGUACCAGGAGGAGACGGAGACACUGCGGCAGCGGGUGGCUGAGCUGGAGUUGCAGGGAGCUCAGGAUUCCUCCAACGAGAGCAACAAGGAGGACCUGAGCCAGACGCUGGAGGAGCUGGAGCUGCUGAUCAAGUCAAAGGACGAGGAAAUUCAGAUGCUGAAGAGCCAGAAGUGCAGCCGGUGGGAGGCCGAGGGGGAGCGCGAAGAGAUGCUGCAGAAGCUGCAGGAGCUGGAGGCCCGGAACGCAGAGCUGGAGCGACGCCUGCACCUGGCUGAGCAGACGCUGGCCGAGACCCUGGCCGAGAGGGAGAAGAUGCAGAGCGAGGUCACCAAGGCAGCCGAGCUCAUGGACGUCAAGAUAUUCGAGCUCAGCGAGAUCCGGCAGGGACUGGCCAAGCUCCUGGAGAGCAACUGAGGAGCCAGGAGGCCCAUGGGGAAGGCGGGGUCCCCGCCGGGGCCAUCAGACUGCCGUCAGGGGCACAGGGCUGGAGCCAGGCAGGGCCCAUCCACGAGCCACCGCUGCCCGGAGCCAAAACUGGCUUGAGCCACUUGCGCACAGAGCACUGCGGCCGGCGCGUCCCCGCAAGACCAGCCCUAAGGGACAUCCAGGCUCCUCUGGCUCCUGGCACAGCCUGGCCCUCCCUGCGCGGCUCAGUGACUCGGCUGCCCCGGCCCCCCUGGCUCCCGCACUGCACUGCCCACAUUUUUACAGCCCCUUUUCUAGCCAUGGAGAGCCGCCUUUGCGUCUCUCAGUAGUUUUUGUAGGAAAACACUUGCCUCUUGUAGAACGAGCCGCUCGGCCUCCGCUGCCCAGGGAGGAGAUGGCUCGUCUCACCAUGGGCAGCAGCGGGUCCUCCCUUUCCCCACCCUGCCACGUGUUUCAACAGGAUCUGAUCACUUUGGUUCACUAUCUGUGUGCACCGGGGCCUGGGAGCAUGGGUGGGUCAUGGCCUGGCCCCAUCCCUGCUCCGCUGCUCAGGCUCAUCCUCCAGAGGGGUGAGGAGCUGCAGGCUUCACCUCUGUAGCUGAAUUUUAAGGCCACGGGGUUUUCUUCUUACUUUUUAAAGCUGCUUUUUGAAGAUGAGAGCAGUGGCCGUACUGCGGGGAGGGUUGGUGGGGGGAGCAUUUGAGAUGUGGGAUAUCCCCUGGGGAUGCCCAGCAAAUUGCCAGGCUGGCAUCUCGCCAGGCCUGUGAGGGUUGUGAUUAUUUGAAUUAAAUGGAGCAAAUCAUAGUUGCUCUUGUGUGUGGGGAAGAGCAGCCCCGUGUCCAUCAAUGCUGCAGCCUGGGGAGGACACCGGUCGUCUCCCCACCGGGCAGAUAGAUGCAGCUGGGCCAUGGGACGCUGGGGAAGCGUGAGUGCUCGGGGAUGUUGUCCGGGCACCGGGCUCUGACGGGGCUCGAAGCAGCUUGGGGAGCCUCAUGCCUCCUCCCACGGCUGGAAGACCCUGUAGUCUCCUAGUAGCGUGCUUAGUCUUGUGCUGCCGCCCAAGCAGUGUCGAUGUAGGGGGCUGGCAGCCUCCCGGAAGGGGGUGGGGGGGCACUGGGUUUGGAUAUUACUUUUCUCUUUGCUGCGUAGAUCGAGUGUAGACAGAAGUGGUAGCGACGAAGGUUCCUGGGAGCCUGCAGAAGGGGUGAAGAGUCUUCCUAGAGCGCUAGCAAGCAGUAGAGGCCAAAUCGCCUGCGCUCAGAGCGGCGUGACUCUGCAGGCCUGGCCCUCCUCCCAUUCGCGCCAGGAGAGGGGACGUCAGCACCAAGCUGACAGGCAGGAAGGAUCAGGCCCAAGGAACAAGUCCAAGCACGGCGGAGCUGCCCUGGGCUCUGGGAGAGCCUCUGCCUCGGCCAGCGCCCACGUGAGUGAGGGGAGUUUGGCCCAUUACCCUCCAGGAGCUCAGAGCUGCGGUAGGGGUAGGAUCCGCGGUGCUGGGCCUGCAUGUAGGUGGGAAACCACCAAGGUUGUGGGCAUGAGCCUGGCAUCGCACCCAUUUGCUACAGGGCGAUCGGCAGGGGAUGGAGAGUCCCAGGGCACACAUACCCCCCCCGCCAGUGCUCCGGGAACCCCCUUCCCUCCCCUUUGGAAAUAGAGCUCAGCUCCAGGAAAGCUGCCUUCUCUCCGGCUCUCUUUGUGGGGCGUGGGGGCAGCAGGGGCCGCGCGCGUUUUGUCAGCUGCAAACUCCUGGAAGAUGCCGGUUGCUGACGUGUUCAGGGUCCGCUCGGCGCUCUCCGUCUCACCACCCCC